Molecule: messenger RNA, 2034 nt
Organism: Centropristis striata (black sea bass)
Lineage: Eukaryota; Metazoa; Chordata; Actinopteri; Perciformes; Serranidae
Product: apelin receptor B-like
Exons: 1
Coding region: 69-1160 (363 amino acids)
Biological process (GO): immune response; G protein-coupled receptor signaling pathway
Cellular component (GO): membrane
Molecular function (GO): G protein-coupled receptor activity
Source: RefSeq, a predicted model, not a curated record
GACUGCUGUGGAUCUAUCUGCACCCAAACAGUUUUCCUGUUCUUUAACAAAAAGGAUAAGAAGAGAAAAUGGAGCUGGAGCUGGAGCCGACUGAAGGUCCUGAUGAUUACUACGGUCCUUAUGACUACGAUGAGUCAGAAAACUCCACAAUGUGUGACUAUUCAGAGUGGACGCCGUCAUACUCCGUCAUCCCGGUGCUGUACAUGCUUAUUUUCAUCCUCGGCCUCUCUGGAAAUGGCGUGGUGAUCUUCACCGUGUGGAGGGCUCAGGGUAAGAGACGAGCUGCUGACGUCUACAUCGGCAACCUGGCCCUGGCUGACCUCACCUUUGUGAUCACUCUUCCACUGUGGGCCGUUUACACCGCCAUGGGCUACCACUGGCCCUUCGGAGUGGCCCUGUGUAAGAUCAGCAGCUACGUGGUCCUUCUCAACAUGUACGCCAGCGUCUUCUGCCUCACCUGCAUGAGCUUUGACCGCUACCUGGCCAUCGUCCACUCCUUGACCAGCACCCAGCUGCGCACCCGUGGCUACAUGCAAGCCUCCCUGACAGCCAUCUGGUUGCUCUCUGGUCUCCUGGCUGCCCCAACUUUGCUCUUCCGCACCACCAAAUAUGACCCGACCAGCAACCGCACAUCCUGCGCCAUGGACUUCAGCCUGGUGAUGACCAGGGAGGACCAGGAGAACCUGUGGAUCGCAGGUCUCAGCAUCUCCUCCUCAUUACUGGGCUUCCUUCUACCCUUCCUGGCGAUGAUGGUGUGCUACGGCUUCAUUGGCUGCACCGUCACACGUCACUUCAACACUCUGCGCAAAGAGGACCAGCGUAAGAGGAGGCUGCUGAAGAUCAUCACCACGUUGGUCGUGGUGUUCGCCGCCUGCUGGAUCCCCUUCCACCUGGUGAAGAGCGCUGAUGCCCUCUCCUACCUGGAGCUGUUACCCGCCACCUGUGCCUUCCUGCGCUUCCUGCUGCUGGCUCACCCCUACGCCACCUGCCUGGCUUACGUCAACAGCUGCCUCAACCCGUUUCUUUACGCCUUCUUCGACCUGCGCUUCAGAUCCCAGUGUCUGUGUCUGCUCAACCUAAAGAAGUCCCUGCAUGCGAGCCCUGCCAGCUCCCUGUCCUCUCAGAAGACAGAGGCUCAGUCUCUGGCCACAAAGGUGUGAUGACAACUGAGGGCCCAGAUGCAUGCUGGGGAAGAGGUGAACAAUGCAGAACAAUGCAGGUAAAUCUAAACUGAACAGCACUGCUGGGGGCCUGCUCACAGAUCGUCUGCGGUCAGUUUCAGGGUGUCAUCUGUGCUCCUAUCUGACUGCUGUGGUCCUGAAGACGACUGUCAAGGCUUCAGGUUUUGGGGUCUGACCAAACUCCAACCUCACUUUCAGGAGCAGGGAAGCAAAACUGCAUUUAAUACAAGGGACCAAGCACAAACCAGACUUUUUUAAAAGGGUGGAAUGUAUUUUAAAAAGGACCUCAUGCUCAUGUGUUUCGCUUGUGGACUUUUAUGCAAAAACACUGAGCUUUAGAACUCAAAAAAUUUUGUCCUCAAGUCCUGGUGAAGUGCGUGCAUUUGCCCCUGUUGUUCUAGUUUUCAUUUGUAAGCACUUGAGGUGUGAUAUCUACCAGCUGAAACUGUAGUAUCUGUAUCACAGCCAGCAGUGUUACGUAUGUGUGUGUAGAAAGGGUGUGCCAGUCUGCAAGAGGUGUCGGAGUCUGAUAAGAGUGUUGUAAGAAGAGACGGGGUUGUGGGAGAGAAGAGGAGGAGGAGGAGGAGGGGAGUCCCAGACAGACAGACAGAUGGCAGCUGACAAAUGUUUUCAGGCUGGUGCAGGGCCCAAUUAAAAGGUGACCGCUUUGACAGUCUGCUGAAUGUGUGUGUGAGUGUGUGUCUGUGUGUGAAGGAAUGAAUUUGUUUAUUGUGCGUCAGAAUGACAAUGAAUUUGUUCCCAACAAAUACAUGAAAGCAUUUUGUGAAUACACAUUAUUUUGAAUGGAUUGUUUAUGAUUUGUAAUAAAAAAAAGUGAUCUGAAAAAACGCAA